UUCUCUUUAAUCUCUCCCUCCCCCUCCAUCUUUGGUCUCAUCAGAGAGAUCUUUCUUUUCCUCCUGCAAACUACAGCCUACAGGAACUAAUAAAAUUCUCAAAUCUUCCUUUCAAAAUUAGAAGAUGAAAAGAAUAGAUUUCUUCUGCGCUUCGCCUGCUUCAACAGCGAUUUGCUCUAGUCAGGAUCAUCGUUCCAUGAUCCGCCAUGGAACUAGACACAUUGAUCGCAAGAAUUCCAAGACUUACUCUCAUUAUGAUGAGAAGAAUAAAAAGGUUCGCGCAAAACAAAGCGAUUUGGGUAGGAAAAGCUCUGCGGAUAAUAAACUUAGCGAUUUACGUAGAAGAAGCUGUAGUGAUAUUAAUGAUGUUCAUGUUCAUAGUCCAAAGGGCUCUUCUAGGUAUCUUUUGAGUGAGAAAGUUCCUUCUAUUGAUUGGAUUUCUGCUGAGUCCGAUCUUUCUUCCACAUUGGAUAUUGAUCCUAAGCAAAACUUGAGGCUAUCUUCUUCAAGAUCAGCUCAAAGUACAAAAUCUAGGCAUUAUCCAAGCUCUGAUAUCAGUAAUUCUCCUGCUUUGAAACCUUCUUCCUCAGCUCGCUCUCAUGAUCAGCAGGUUGUGGUUUUGUGGGUCUCAAUCCACUGCAAGGGUUGUGAAGGAAAAGUGAGAAAGCAUAUCUCUAAAAUGGAAGGAGUAACAUCAUUCAGCAUAGAUUUGGCUACAAAGAAAGUUACAGUGAUAGGGAAUGUGACUCCAUUAGGUGUUCUUGCUAGUGUUUCCAAGGUGAAGAAUGCACAACUUUGGCCAUGUCCAUCCUCAUCUUCUCCAUCCUCUAUCUUCUUGUCUCACUGAUCUGAUCGAUCUCUGAUUUAUCUUAGUUUUGUAAUGGUUAGUGUGAGUUAAUAUCUUGUGUGUUUAUGUAUCUUUAGCGGUUUAAUUAAUCAUUAGUCAUGUCUAGAAUGUAUUUUGCAACGUAAAUGUGAACUAUUUUUGUGAAAACAAGAUUAAUCGUAUGAUUUUUCACUAUUUGAAAAAUAAUUAAAGUGAAAAAAGUGUUCAUGAUAA
Messenger RNA from Jatropha curcas, 1060 nucleotides. RefSeq names its product protein SODIUM POTASSIUM ROOT DEFECTIVE 2. Gene Ontology annotation, molecular function: metal ion binding. The record is from RefSeq and is a predicted model, not a curated record. Lineage: Eukaryota; Viridiplantae; Streptophyta; Magnoliopsida; Malpighiales; Euphorbiaceae.